AGGAAGACACAAAGUAGUUUCUCCUCCUUUUCACCCAGCCCGCCAUCGUUCGGAGACACGAGAUUAAUAAUUGAGCAUUUAUUUAUUGCGCGAUAGAGACAGAGGGGCGAGGGAGCGCAAACGCACUGUGAGGCUGCCAGUUUAAAUCUAUCUGUGGCUUGAACGACCGGGAAGCACGCUACAGCCACUCCGUAGUAGUAAAGGCGAUUUAGGCUACUCCAAACACUGCACAUCCGCGAGAGCAAAUAACUGUCUCUCCCUCAGCGUAAAGAUUGUCCCUUUCGGCGCAGAACAUGAAUAAGCUAUACAUUGGCAACGUAAGCGCAGAGGCGAGCGAGGAGGACUUCGAAACUAUCUUUGAGCAGUGGAAGAUUCCGCACAGUGGUCCAUUUCUUGUCAAAACUGGCUAUGCGUUUGUGGAUUGCCCGGACGAGAAGGCAGCAAUGAAGGCCAUCGAUGUUCUUUCAGGUAAAGUUGAACUUCACGGAAAAGUUCUCGAAGUGGAGCACUCGGUCCCUAAACGUCAAAGGAGCUGUAAGCUGCAGAUCAGGAACAUCCCGCCUCACAUGCAGUGGGAGGUUUUGGAUGGUAUGCUUGCUCAGUAUGGUGCAGUACAGAGCUGUGAACAAGUAAACACUGAUACAGAGACUGCAGUUGUCAAUGUUCGGUAUGCUACCAAGGACCAGGCGAGGCUGGCAAUGGAGAAGCUGAAUGGAUCUAUGUUGGAGAACUAUACCUUGAAAGUGUCCUAUAUCCCAGAUGAGACGGCGGCACCAGAGGGUCCUCCAGCAGGGGGCCGGAGAGGCUUUAAUGCCCGCGGACCCCCUCGGUCUGGCUCUCCGGGUUUGGGCGCCCGGCCUAAAGUGCAGUCAGACAUCCCGCUACGCAUGCUGGUUCCCACGCAGUUUGUAGGGGCGAUCAUUGGCAAGGAGGGCGCCACUAUCCGCAACAUCACCAAACAGACCCACUCAAAGAUUGACAUCCACAGAAAAGAGAACGCAGGUGCUGCAGAGAAACCCAUCACUAUUCACUCAACCCCUGAAGGCUGUUCGAACGCUUGCAAAACCAUCAUGGACAUCAUGCAGAAGGAAGCCCUUGACACAAAGUUUACUGAGGAGAUCCCACUAAAGAUCCUUGCACACAACAGCUUUGUGGGAAGAUUAAUAGGUAAAGAAGGACGCAACCUGAAGAAAAUUGAGCAGGAAACGGGGACCAAGAUCACAAUCUCACCUCUUCAGGACCUAACCCUGUACAACCCAGAACGGACCAUCACAGUAAAGGGCUCCAUUGAGGCAUGUGCAAAAGCUGAGGAGGAAGUGAUGAGGAAGGUCAGGGAAUCCUAUGAGAGUGACAUGGCUGCUAUGAACCUCCAAUCCAACUUGAUUCCAGGCUUGAAUCUGAAUGCUUUAGGUUUGUUCCCCACUACAGCACCAGGCAUGGGUCCCUCCAUGUCCAAUAUCACACCUCCUGGAGCCCAUGGUGGAUGCUCAUCAUUUGGACAGGGACACCCAGAAUCGGAGACUGUUCACCUGUUCAUUCCUGCACUUGCAGUGGGCGCCAUCAUUGGAAAACAGGGUCAACACAUCAAACAGCUGUCACACUUUGCCGGCGCCUCAAUCAAGAUCGCCCCUGCAGAAGGAAUGGAUGCCAAGCAGAGGAUGGUCAUCAUUGUCGGACCACCAGAGGCUCAGUUUAAGGCUCAGUGUCGAAUCUUUGGCAAGUUAAAAGAAGAGAAUUUCUUUGGACCUAAGGAAGAGGUGAAGCUGGAGGCGCAUAUCAAGGUUCCUGCCUUUGCUGCUGGACGAGUUAUUGGGAAAGGCGGGAAAACGGUAAAUGAACUGCAGAACUUGACCUGUGCAGAAGUGGUGGUACCCCGGGACCAGACGCCUGACGAGAACGACCAGGUUAUAGUCAAGAUCAGCGGACACUUCUUUGCAUGCCAGCUGGCCCAGAGGAAGAUUCAGGAGAUCCUAGCCCAGGUGAGGAGGCAGCAGCAGCAGCAACAACAGCAGCAGCAGCUUAAGCCUACAUCUGGACCCCAACCUCCAAUGCCACGCAGGAAAUAAACAUCCAGCGGACCUGGAGGAACGGUGACAGAAUCUGCCAGAAGACUCGACAGAAGGACAGAUGCAGCAGAGUCCAGGAGGGGGAGAAGACGAUGACGGCAGUGGGUCCUAAUGCUCAUCUCAGGGGUUAAAGGUUGUUGGAGCCCAACCAAACAUCCUCCCCUCCUUGUCUUACUUGGGACUGCGUGGCUGAUUUAAGAAAGAGGGGAAAAAAAAAAAAAGAGACCCUGCGCCUCUAAAAGCUCCACCCACUCCACCUCUCUGCAUCUCUGCGAGAAUGUACUCCUGAGGGCUCCCACCGUCGUCACCUGCCCUCACAAGUGCGCACCCCUCAACCGCUCUACUCCUCCCCCAAAGGAUGUGUUUAAACUUGUAUUUUUUGUUUUCUUUUUACACUAGAAACACAAAGAAGAAAUAAGGACCCCCGCCCCCCUCCUAUCACCGCCUUGGUGUUGUACUUUAAACAUGACAAGAUGUUUUGGUUGACUUCAGAUUUAGUGAACACCUGGUAUAUAUUUUUUUUUCUUGACGUUUAAUUGGUUGGUGAAGCUUUCUUAUGAGUUUUCUCUGGAAAGGAAAAAGGCAUUGCU
Messenger RNA from Pelmatolapia mariae (spotted tilapia), 2656 nucleotides. RefSeq names its product insulin-like growth factor 2 mRNA binding protein 3 (gene igf2bp3). Gene Ontology annotation, molecular function: mRNA 3'-UTR binding. The coding region runs from base 294 to 2066 and encodes 590 amino acids. Lineage: Eukaryota; Metazoa; Chordata; Actinopteri; Cichliformes; Cichlidae. The record is from RefSeq and is a predicted model, not a curated record. The transcript is spliced from 15 exons. Gene Ontology annotation, biological process: regulation of gene expression; nervous system development. Gene Ontology annotation, cellular component: cytoplasm; nucleus; cytosol.